Acyrthosiphon pisum (pea aphid) is the source of this 2779-nucleotide messenger RNA. RefSeq names its product conserved oligomeric Golgi complex subunit 4 (gene Cog4). The transcript has a single exon. Lineage: Eukaryota; Metazoa; Arthropoda; Insecta; Hemiptera; Aphididae. The record is from RefSeq and is a predicted model, not a curated record. Gene Ontology annotation, biological process: retrograde vesicle-mediated transport, Golgi to endoplasmic reticulum; Golgi organization. Gene Ontology annotation, cellular component: COG complex. Bases 100 to 2274 code for a protein of 724 amino acids.
AAAAAAAUUGUAUUAGGUAAUAAAAUGGAAAGUAUAAUUGUACAUUGUAACAACUUAAAAUAGUUUAGUUUUUUCCACAUUAUAAUUUUGUUAAAGGUUAUGAUGUCAAGUAACGAAGACUAUAUUACACUGGAUGAAAUAAACAAUGCACUGGAGUUGCUGGACAGAGAUGAAAUUGCUUCAAGGAAACGUCUGGCAACGUUUACCAAUCAAUGGCCUACUGUUAUUAAGGAGGUUGACUCUGUUACUAAGAAAUUUAGUACUUUAACGUCAAUUAAAGAAAACUUAUCUCAAAUUCAAACUAGAAUUCACGAUUCUUCUAAACUCGCCGAGGACAUAUCGUCCAAAGUACGGCAGUUGGACAAAAUACGCGGACGUGUAUCAGAAUGCCAAAAACGAGUUCAAGACUUAUUAGACCUACAGCUGUGUAGCGAAGGUGUUCAGAUUGCAAUGAAAAACGAUGAAUUAGAACAAGCCGCCGGACAUAUACAUCGCUAUCUGUCUAUCGACCAAACAAAAUUGCAACGCACAGCAGACGAUAUGGCUCAAGAUUGUUCAAUGAUCACAAGUGCUCUUAAACACUUGCAGGAAGCUUCAGAGCUCCUUCAGGACACAGUGUCUAAAAGGUUCGAGCACGCGUCUUUGGUCCAAGACUCGAAGUCUAUAGAAAGGUAUUUUAAAAUAUUCCCAUUACUCGGAAUGCACGAAGUGGGUUUGGAAAAGUUUGUCGAUUACUUGGGGCGGUUAUUAAAAGUGUCGGCGGACAAAAAUUUAAAAAAUGUCAUGGAAACGCCAUUAUCGAGCAACCGUGCCAGUGUAAUUUUCGCCGACGGGUUGACGUUUAUUUUCGAGGAAGUGGCCAAGACGAUCGAGGUUCAACAGCCGUUGAUCGAGACACAUUACGGUCCUGAGUAUGUGUUGAAGUUCUUAUCGCAUUUGCAAAUUCACUGCGACACGUUCGGUGACAUCCUGCUGCGAACAUUCCUCAAGACGCGCAAGAUCAGAGAACUCUUGAAGACCGUGUGGGAAGAAUCGGACGCGAACGCUGCGGCGCGGCCUGACUCCAAGGACAUCGAUCUGCUGGUGGAGGAGAUCGUGAUGAUCCUGGCACGGUACGAUCUGUACGCACAGUUCGUGUGCAAACGGACAGUGAACGCAGACGGCGUUGAACCGAAAACACGGACAGCUAAAACUGUUCUGGACAACAGCCGGUUGUGCUGUUGCAUACAGGAGAUGAUGGGCAAGUACCUGGAGCUAGAGAGGUACUACAUGGAGGAGAGCAUCAGGAAGGCGGUGUUGAUGGACACGAUCGAGGGGGACGGGGACGCCGCGCUCACAUCGAGCAUGGUGGACGACGUGUUCUUCAUCGUGCGCAAGUGCGUGAUGCGCUCGCUGCGGUCGGGUAGCCUGGACGUGCUGUGCGCGGUCAUCAACAACGCAGUCAACGCCCUGGAAGCGGACAUGUGCGCGGUGUUAACGCAGGUGCUGAGCGCCGGUUACCCGGGGUCCGGUUACUUCAACCGGUUCACGCCCGACCUGGACAAGGUGCGGCGGACGUUCCUAGCGGCAUUGAACAGCACCGAGGUGGCGGUCGAGUACUCCAAGUCGCUGUCACAAGCGUUCCGGGACGAAGUGCCGGCCAGGCUGCGCGGCUGUCACGCGGAGAAGCUUGACAGCUGCUUGCACGACUUCAGCCGGGUGAACGCGUCGCUGGUGGCCGCCAACCGGUCCGGGUUUAGGCAGCUGCAGAGUUCGCUAAUCGAGCCCAAGGCUCUGGCGUGGACGGAACCGUUCUACGAGCAGCAUUUCACGCUUGACGAAACGGAAUUCGCACAGACUGUGGCCGACAACCCGUUUGUGGUGGCACUGGUACGGAACAUCGACGGUACACUGGCCGAGUUCCGCGCCCGGCUGACGCCCAACAAUUACGACAUGCUAGUGGUGGCCGUCGCCGCGGAGACGGCCACGCAACUGGAGCGGGCUGUGAUGAAGACUGAAUUCAACCGGCUGGGUGGCAUGGCACUGGACAAGGUGGUCCGGACGCUCAUAAACUACUUCAGCGGGGCUAGCGCGUGGCCUGUCCGCGAGAAAUUCGCCCGGCUGGUGCAGGUCACCACAGUGCUCAACCUGGAACGGGCGUCCGACCUCAAUGAGUUUUCCAACCCAGACAGUGGCAUGCGGUUCUCGUGGAAGCUGACGCCCGACUGCAUACGACAGAUACUCAGGCUCCGGGUCGACUUCCGGGAAGAUGACAUACGCAAAGUCCAGCUGUAAGAUCGCACAGCCCGCCGGACCGAUGUGACUCGCGAGCGAAUCCAUCAGUGCUGCAAGAUUUCCGCUGUGGUUUCAUAAUGAUGUAUUUUUGACAGACUCGUGUUUUUUUUUAUGCCAGUGAGUUAUUAAAAUUAAAAAGUCAUAUACCUACCUACCUACGUUAUAUCAUCCGAUCACCCAAAUAUUAUAUUCUGCAGUUAUGUUUGUAUUGGUUAGAUAAUAUACUCUAUUAUUAAUUAUUAUUAAAUUGUCUGUCGGCCCUGUAACGCCGAUUGGGAUUUUUUUUAUCUUUAAUUUGUAUAGUUGGUCAAUACCUAGGUAUAGGUAGGUACGUAUAUAAAAAAACACCAUCGUAUUAUUAUUGUAUAAAAUACUUAAAUAACCCUGUUUUAUUUCAAGCGUACUUUUACUGCUAUUGGACUUAAAAUAAGCACUAUUUAUACCUACUUAUUUUAUGUUGCAUGUAUUUCAAAUCUACAUUAUACUUAUAUAAUUACCUAGUAAA